Molecule: messenger RNA, 1161 nt
Organism: Paramecium primaurelia
Lineage: Eukaryota; Ciliophora; Oligohymenophorea; Peniculida; Parameciidae
Source: the annotation of a GenBank genome assembly
AUGAUUUCUUANAAUAAUUAAAUAUAACAAGAGAAUGAUAAUAAUUCAAUAUAACUAGAGAGUGAUACUUCUGAAAAUACUAUAGAAGUUUAAAUUAAUUCAACUAAAGAAGAACCCUAAACUGAGAAUAUUUCUAAGUUCACUCCAAAUGAAGAUACAAUUAAUGAAGUUUAAGAUAAUAAUAGAAUGUUCAAUUUUUUGAAUGAUGUUCAUAAAGAUGUUGAAAAUGAUAAUAAUUAAAUUAAAUAAUAGGAUUAAAAAUCUUAUAAUUUCAAAGAAUAUUCAUUUAAUAAAUUUGAUGGAGAUUAACGUUCUUUUUAUAAUGAAAAUGAAGAUUCUAUAUUAAAAGUAGUAGAAAGAGAAUAACCAAAAGAAAUUAAUAAUAAUAAUAAUUAAUUUUAAUUUAAGGAAGAAUAAAAAUCAUACAAAUUUAUUAAUAAAGAAGAAUCAGAAUAAAAUAAAGAUAAAUAAUAAAUAGUAAAUAAUCAAGAUUAACCAUAAGAAACAUCAAUUCUUAAAAAAUAUUUAUUAUAUACAGAUUAACCAGAAGUGAUAUCCACAGGAACUACUGAAAAAGAAAUUGAAGAAGAUAAAAGAUUAAUUACUGCUUUUAAAUCUAUGGAUAGAGAUGAACAUUGGGAAAAAACAACAAAGAAAUAAAAAAUAAAUACAGAUGUUAAAAAUGAAUUAUUAAGAUGUACUUUAUUAUAAUAUUAUAUUAGUUACUAAAGUUGAUGAUGAACCAUAAAUAAAGGAACCUGAAUUUAAAGAGGUUACAGAAAGUAAAGUGGAAAAUCCUUAUAAAUUUAUUUCAUUUAAAGCUGACCCAUAAUAUGAAUAGGCUGAGAAUGCAAAAAAGAAUGAAAUUGCUAAAUCUAAAUAUGAUGAAUUACCAGAAACUAAAUUAUAAUCCAAAGAAGAUAUGAAAAGAGAAAAACAAUAAAAAAUAUGUAUUAAUAUAAAAAUGAAUUUUUAGAGGAAAUGCAAAAGAUAAUUGAAGAAUAAUUGAAGAAUAAAACAUUAAAAAAGAAAUCUGAAACAGAUAAAUCUUUAUAAUAUGAAAGUGAAUAUCUACAAUGGGAAAGAGCUACAUAAUCUAAAUAAUAUCCUGCUGAAAUCAAUUUUGUUAUGACAUAAAAUAAUUUAAGAAAAAGAUUGUGA